Oncorhynchus kisutch (coho salmon) is the source of this 4413-nucleotide messenger RNA. Its product is annotated as KH domain-containing, RNA-binding, signal transduction-associated protein 3. The coding region runs from base 351 to 1391 and encodes 346 amino acids. The transcript is spliced from 9 exons. Gene Ontology annotation, biological process: regulation of alternative mRNA splicing, via spliceosome. Lineage: Eukaryota; Metazoa; Chordata; Actinopteri; Salmoniformes; Salmonidae. Gene Ontology annotation, cellular component: nucleus. The record is from RefSeq and is a predicted model, not a curated record. Gene Ontology annotation, molecular function: mRNA binding.
UUCAAAGAUCUUGUUUACAGAAAGCAUAGAGCCUCUAGUUCGGCGGUGUUGCAUGCGAGGGGUCUGCACGGUCACGGUGAACACAUAGGCUACUACACCGCUGGGAUAACGGAAUUCCAACCAGAGACACCCGCGGACAGACAGUUUUUGUUCGAUGUUACAGCUUUGAACUACUUAUGCGAUGUUGUUAUAGUGACUGCAAAUGACAUUGCCGCAUUUAUUUAAUUUUUUAAAAGAAUUUACCGCGGAUAGUUUCGGUGAGGGCAGGUGUUGGGAAUAAGGCGAGGUUUUUGAAUUGUAUCUCUUCUGAAUCAUUUUGUGGACGGCGUGGACCAAAGGCACGGGACGAGAUGGAUACGGAAAAGUACUUACCGGAGCUGAUGGCGGAGAAGGACAAACUGGACCCCACGUUUCAUCACUCUCUACGAUUACUAGAUCAAGAAAUUGAAAAAUUACAAAAAGAUGAAGGAAAAGAAGAAAAAGAAGAGGAGAAGUUCAUCGAUGUCGUCAUCAACAAGAACAUGAAGCUGGGCCAGAAAGUGUUAAUACCCGUCAGACAGUUUCCCAAAUUUAACUUUGUGGGCAAACUGCUGGGUCCACGCGGGAACUCACUAAAGAGACUGCAGGAAGACACGCUCACUAAGAUGUCCAUUCUGGGGAAAGGAUCAAUGAGAGACAAAGAGAAGGAGGAAGAGCUACGGAAGAGCGGAGAGGCCAAAUAUCAGCACCUGAACGAGGACCUCCAUGUCCUCAUAGAAGUGUUCGCUCCCCCUGCAGAGGCCUACAACAGGAUGGGUCACGCACUGGAGGAGAUCAAGAAGUUCCUCAUACCUGAUUACAAUGAUGAGAUCCGACAGGCGCAGCUGCAGGAGCUGACGUACCUGAAUGGUGGCUCAGAGGAUGCCAAGGUGCCAGCGGUGAGGGGCAAGCUGCCUGCAGCACGGGGUAGAGGGACACCUGCCCCAGGACCCAUCAGGAGUCGAGGAGGUGUGCCCCCUCCCCACGCAGCUGUCCCCCGUGGAGCAGCACCGAGAGGGGCACCCCCUAGCCGGGUACCAUCCACCCGAGGGAGGGGUGUGCCAGCACAAAGAACACGAGGGGCUCCCCCGCGGAGACCACCGCCUCCCGUAGUACAAGACACAUAUGGGGAAUAUGAAUAUGAUGAUGGAUACGGGACAGCUUACGAUGACCAGGGUUAUGACUCCUACGACACUAGUUACAGCAAUCAAGGACAGAACUCAGACCAUUAUUAUGAGUACGGACAGGAUAACGGUGAGGAAUCAUACGAGUCAUACGCAGGUCAGGAGGACUGGACAACUAAUCGUGGCAAGGCGCCAGCUGCACGGACGACCAAGGGAGUGUACAGAGAGACGCCCUACGCCAGAUAUUGAACUGAUUAUACAACAACCUGCACAAUCCCUCAUGGAUGUGUCAUCAAGUAAUGGAUUUUAUACGGACGCUCCCUUCUUUUUAGAAUAAAAACACAAACAAAACCAAACAAUAACACAGAGGAAAUGAUGAAGGUAAAGACCUUGAAAUCAAUCGUAAACAUGUGUUUAAAAAACGGAAGACCCUGGUAUGAUGUCAAGACUGUUUCCACCGGGAAUAAUGUGUAUAAUUUAGGUCAUCUACUCACUCCUAAACAAGCAGAUAUCUAAAUAUUCUGGACCCGGUUAUAGAGUGAUUGGUCAUUGGUAAUAUAUUAGUGAUUUAGUUGUAGAGAGGUGAAGUAUUGUAGAUAUUUUUGCCUGUCCCUUGCAAAUGAAACCUUUCCAAUCAGAAAAGAUCCUGAAAUAAAUAUUGUUGUUUUAUCUCCUUUUGUAAAUGAUAGUUCUUUAAUGUUAAAGGGCUUAUAAAAGCAUGGCGUGGAAUCAUUGUGGAUAGUGUCAACUGUUUUAUUCCUGUCUUAAAACGUGUAGAUGUGUGUGUUUCUGUUUAAUUUCCCCCGUUUAAUCAAUCUUCAAUCUCAGCUCAUACUCUUCUUUUUUUGUGUGUAAAAACCCUCAGUAAGAAAAACAUAAUCAAGAGCUGCAAGACAUUUUAGGUAAAGCUCUUAAUAAUUCAUUCCAAUCCAUAUAUUUUUUGGGGGGGCUUUAAUACCUGAAAUGCUUUCAGACAUUGUAUAAAUCAGGUUCUUGAGACAUUAACAGAAAUAGUAUAUUAGCAUAUUAACCUUAUCCGCUUAUGUAGGCCCUUUACAUUGUUCUUCUUGGUUGAUGCUCAAUAAACUUUUUGAAAUAUAGAAGUUUGUGUUCCAGAGCGUAAUUCUGUAUUUGCAUAAAUAGAAAAACACAAUCAUCUAAUCUAACAAAACUAACAUUGCAAGGAAUGAUGUUGACGAUAAUAUUGAAACUUUAAUACAGGUUCUUAAUUAAAUUCCGUUCUUAAAUUCCGUAAUGUACACUACCAUUCAAAAGUUUGGGAUCACUUAGAAAUGUCCUUGUUUUUGAAUGAAAAGCAAAUUGUUUGUCUAUUAAAAUAACAUAAAAUUGGUCAUAAAUGGAGUGUUGUCACGGCAGUCCUCCUCUUCAUCUGAAGAGGAGAGGCGAGAUGGAUCGGAGGACCAAAAUGCGGCGUGGUAUGUGUUCAUCAUUAAUUUUAAUAAAGAAAACACUGAACACUGAAACCCUAUACAAAAACAAUACACGAAAUAACAACUGUGAAGCUAAUGCGAACUGCGCUGAAACAAGCAAUCAACAUAGACAAUCACCCACAAAGAAACAGUGCAACCCAGGCUACCUAAGUAUGAUUCUCAAUCAGAGACAACUAAUGACACCUGCCUCUGAUUGAGAACCAUACUAGGCCGAAACAUAGAAAUACCCAAAUCAUAGAAAAACAAACAUAGACUGCCCACCCCAACUCACGCCCUGACCAUACUAAAUAAUGACAAAACAAAGGAAAUAAAGGUCAGAACGUGACAAGUGUAGACAUUGUUAAUGUUGUAAAUGACUAUUGUAGCUGGAAAUGGCAGAUUUUUUUAAUGGAAUAUCUACAUAGGCGUACAGAGGCCCAUUAUCAGCAACCAUCACUCCUGUGUUCCAAUGGCACGUUGUGUUAGCUAAUCCAAGUUUAUCAUUUUAAAAGGCUAAUUGUGAAUAGGCGACUCCAGUGAACGUCAACAGUGAAGAGGCGACUCCGGGAUGCUGGCCUUCUAGGCAGAGUUCCUCUGUCCAGUCUCAACGUCAACAGUGAAGAGGCGACUCCGGGAUGCUGGCCUUCUAGGCAGAGUUCCUCUGUCCAGUCUCAACGUCAACAGUGAAGAGGCAACUCCGGGAUGCUAGCCUUCUAGGCAGAGUUCCUCUUUCCAGUGUCUGUGUUCUUUCGCACAUCUUAAUCUUUUCUUUUUUUGGUUAGUCUGAGAUAUGUAUUUUUCUUUGGAACUCGAAGGCCCUAGAAGGCCCUCAUCCCUGAGUCGCCUCUUUACUGUUGAUGUUGAGACUGGUGUUUUGCGGUUACUAUUUAAUGAAGCUGCCAGUUGAGGUCUAUUUCUUAAACAAGACCCUCUAAUGGUCUUGUCCUCUUGCUCAGUUGUGCACCGGGGCCUCCCACUCCUCUUUCUAUUCUUGUUAGAGCCUAUUUGCACUGUUCUGUGACGGGAGUAGUACACAGCGUUGUACAAAAUAUUCAGUUUUUUGGCAAUUACUUGCAUGGAAUAGCCUUUAUUUCUCAGAACAAGAAUAGACUGACGAGUACUUUGUUUUUAGUCAUUUUGAGCCUUUAAUCGAACCCACAAAUGCUGAUGCGCCAGAUAAGCAACUAGUCUAAAGAAGGCCAGUUUUAUUGCUUCUUUAAUGAGGACAACAGUUUUCAGCUGUGCUAACAUAAUUGCAAGAUGCUUUUCCAAAUAUCAAUUAGCCUUUUAAAUGAUAAACUUGGAUUAGCUAACACAACAUGACAUUGAAACACAGGAGUGAUGGUUGCUGAUAAUGGACCUCUGUACGCCUAUGUAGAUAUUCCAUAAAAAAAAUCUGCCAUUUCCAGCUACAAUAGUCAUUUAUAACAUUAAUAAUGUCUACACUGUAUUUCUGAUCAAUUUGAUGUUAGUCUAAUGGACAAAAAAAAAAAAUCUUUCAAAAACAAGGACAUUUCUAAGUGACCCCAAACUUUUGAACAGUAGUGUAUAUUGAGACUCUUGAGAGAUAUCAUUUUGAUCAAGAAUUAGCUUCUGAAUAAUAUGAUAACAUGUACAACAACAUAAAAGUGAACAUUAUUUUAACACAAAAAUAUAUUUAAAAACUGAAUUCAUGUAACAAAACAACACCAUUUUGUAAGAACUGUGUUGUAUGUAUAUUGCCUAUUUGUAUAUUGCAAUUCAGCUAAUGUUUUGUAGGUAAUGAUUUCGAUACAAUGUCAAUCACAGAUUUAAGUCUCUGAUGUGUGUUUUUCAUAUGUAAUAUCUUAAUAAAACGGAUU